This is a messenger RNA of Heteronotia binoei (common prickly gecko), 1851 nucleotides long. RefSeq names its product ECSIT signaling integrator (gene ECSIT). Gene Ontology annotation, cellular component: mitochondrion. The record is from RefSeq and is a predicted model, not a curated record. The coding region runs from base 106 to 1599 and encodes 497 amino acids. NCBI's taxonomy places the organism in Eukaryota, Metazoa, Chordata, Lepidosauria, Squamata, Gekkonidae. Gene Ontology annotation, molecular function: protein binding. The transcript has 7 exons.
ACUCUGUGUAAUCCGCCUGGUCUGUAGAUAACGGUAAAUACAUUAGCAGACCCCCUGUGUUGAGCUAAAUGUUCUGUGAACGUGCCAGAGCAGUGCAGGCAAAGCAUGGCGGAGGGCCUGCCUAGGACUGUGGUGCUGUCUGUGAGAAAGGGCCUGAACGACGGCUGUAGGGAGUUUGCAAUAAGUCCCAGUGACUUCUUUGUCCUUGCCCAGCCUUUAUCACAGGUGGAUGCGUGGGACUUCAGCCGCUGCUGCCCUUGGCAGGGAGGUAGCCCGGCUGCCAUGAAUCGAAUGCGGAUGUUACUGUUAAUGCCGGCAUGGGAACUUUCCUCUGGACCGGGCACUGUCACGCUACAGGCAACCUCCAAACAGAAUUUUCUGCAACUACGGAGAAGGGGCUGUCUUCAGAACCCCGGGAUGGUUCCCGUGCGGAACUUCCAAGUGAGCACAGUAUUUUGCACUUUCAAAAUUGCCCGUCCCUUCAAGGGUGACAAGGAUAACGACAGGGACCGUGACAAAAAAGACACGGACAAGUCGCUGGUGACCAUCGACCAUCUUUUUGAGAGAGGAGCAAAGACCAAGGCCACAUUUCAGCAAGCCGUGGACAUCUUCUGCAAACGGGACAUCCGGCGCCGGGGCCACGUGGAGUUCAUCUACGCAGCCCUGCGGAAGAUGAAGGAGUUUGGGGUGGAGAAGGACCUUGCCAUCUACAACAAAAUUCUGGACGUCUUUCCCAAGGAAGUGUUUGUCCCUCAGAAUUACAUCCAGAGGAUGUACAACCACUAUCCCCGCCAGCAGGAGUGCGGCGUCCAAGUGCUGGAGCAGAUGGAGACUUACGGUGUCAUGCCCAGCAAGGAGACGUAUCUCCUCUUGCUCCAGAUCUUUGGGGACAAGAGCCACCCAGUGAGGAAGUACCAGCGGAUCCUGUACUGGUUCCCAAAGUUCAAGCACAUCAAUCCUUACCCAGUUCCAGACCCCCUGCCCCAAGACCCCGUGGACCUGGCCCGGUUGAGCCUGCAGAGGGCUGCAGCUGACCUGGACGCCAGAAUUACGGCCUACCAGCUGCCUCACAUAGAGGUCUUGGACUCUGGGAAAACCAUCGACCACCCGCAUAUCAUAGGAAUCCAGAGUCCAGACCAGCAAUCUCUUCUGUCCCGCCACAACCCGGAGAGGCCCGUUUUUGUGGAAGGCCCCUUUCGCCUGUGGCUGAAGGAGACCUGCGUUUAUUACUACGUGCUCAGAGCAGAGCUGUUACCUCCCGAAGAAAGGAUUGAGGAGGUGAUUGACCCAGAAAGGAACUUCUACUACCCCAUGCAGCUGGACUUCGAUCUGGAGCGAGGGCCUUGGGAUGACGAUGAGUUUGACAUUGAUGAAAUUGAAGAGGGCCCUGUGUUUGCCAUGUGCAUGGCUGGGGCUGGUGACCAGGCCACCUUGGCCAAGUGGAUUGUGGGCCUCCAGGAGACGAACCCCGUUCUGAGUCAGACGCCCGUCGUGUUCCGCCUCACCCCAGGGCCUCGGGAGCUGCAGGCAAGACCAGACUUGGAGGAGAACGGUGAAGAGGAGAUGGCGCAAUCUCAGAGCAGCAGGCGAGAGUCUUGAACUCCUGCAGGUGGUGGGAACAGCUGUUAGAACUGUGCAUCGUGUGGCCUCAAGGCGCUAGCAUGAACCUCCUUUCAAAGCGUUCCCAGAAACUGUGGCUUGCCAGCAUUCAGCUCACACACCAGCCAGCCUCCUUUCUCUUCCCCAUUGAUGUUUUGGAUGUAGUCAAGCAGGCUCACUGCCUCUGCUUUGUCGGAAGUUGAAGUUGUUGAAGCUGGUCUGCCUUGGUCGCAAAUAAAACUGUGAGGAGUU